AUGAGCUCGGAAGCUAUCCUGGCGCCGCGCCCGCGCCACUGCCGCUGUGUGCGCGGAGCUGUGGGGCAGAGCGGCCGAGCCCCGCGCAGCCUCCUGGCUGCUGCCGGCCCCCCGGGGGCGCGCAGGACGCGCGGGCCGCCCGGCUUGCGAAGUCCCCAAGCUGUGACCCCGCUGCGCCCUCCUCUCCAGUACCCUCGGCCUGCGCCCGCGCUCACCCUGCGCGGCCUAAAGGGUGCCGCGGCCGGGCGAGGGGAGGCGACGCCCGGGCUGCCAGGAGAAAGGCAGAGGCUGGUACAAGCCCCAUCCCUUCCGCUGCUCGGCCCCGCCGCCUCUGCCGCAGGCUCUGGCGGCGUAACGCCAGAGCAGCGACGGCUCUUCCCCUGGCCCUUCCCAUACCCUCUCCGCCUAUCGACCUCUCCCGCCUUCGCAGCCCCCCCUCGCCCCGCCUCGCCUAAGUUUUCCGCGCCAAGGUUUGCAGGGGUCUACUCCAGAAGGCCCGGCCCCCCUCUCUGUCCCCUGUCACCCGUUCUGCACCCGGCGCCAGCCCGACCGUGCUGGGGGUGCAUGCUGCGCCCAGGCGCGGCGUGGAGAAACGCCUAA
This is a messenger RNA of Castor canadensis (American beaver), 600 nucleotides long. Lineage: Eukaryota; Metazoa; Chordata; Mammalia; Rodentia; Castoridae. The record is from RefSeq and is a predicted model, not a curated record.